AUGCCGGGUCUGAAAGAUCUAUUGAAGAAGAAGGACAAGUUGGCGGAGGGUACAAGUGCAGUGCAAAGCGAGCCGACACGACUGCCAGUGCCCGAGUUCACCUUCCUGCGGACGACGACUGAAACGGAAGAAGUGAUCCAGCCGCCCACGUAUCCGGACGACGACCAAACACGCCCAGACACCACCGGCAAGGACAAGCGACGUACGCUUGGCUGGACUUCGAGCCCACAACCACCUACACGCCCGCGAGACGAGCGUCGCCUGUCCCAGCGGCUGCAUCUCUCUCGUCGAGACCGCGCGCAGUCCGCGGAGUCGAGCAGUAACUUGCCCAAGGAUCUGCCAGACGCGCCACAGGCUGCCAUCGCAGCACGACCCACCAGCACCAUUGCGGAGCAGCGUGAGGCGCAAUGGGAAAAGCGCGCGACCAUCUUGGCCAUGAACAGUCCGUUCCGCGACGAGCAAGUCCGCCCCGAGGCACAACAAGCAGCACCUGGCGGCGCCGGCCGAAGCAGGAGUCCCAGCAUAUCGGACAAGACAAGUGACGUGAAUAUACAAGAAGCGAUACGACUACACGAGCAAGGAGAUCUCAUACGCUCUACGGAAAUGUUUGGCCAGCUCGCCGAUCCCAAGGGAGCCAACAAUGCACUUUCACAGGUCUUGUACGGCCUUGCUCUCCGUCAUGCGUGGGGUCUGCCUGCUGCAGAGCCUGAAAAGGCCGUUCACUACCUAUCACUUGCAGCAUCCAAUUCCGCGUCUGUCGAAGAGCAAGCGUUGCAAUCGGGCCUCAAAAAGGGAGGUUCAGCCAAGGGUGAGCUCGUAUUAGCCAUCUUUGAACUGGCAAACUGCUUUCGAUAUGGAUAUGGAGUGAAAAAGGAUAGCGUGGCCGCCAGGCAGUACUACGAAACGGCAGCCAAUCUGGGCGACACCGACGCCAUGGAAGAAGCGGCUUGGUGCUACCUCGAGGGAUUCGGCGGCAGCAAAGACAAGUUCAAAGCGGCGCAGUACUUGCGUCUAGCAGAAGCAAAAGGCUCCAAAGGCGUCGCGCAAAGUUGGAUCUGGAAAGACAAGUACAAUCCAAAGACAUAAUUUGGCAGCCGAAAUUAUUGAGUAAGAAGAAGAUAGCAGGCGAUAAUGUACAGCACCAUCUUCUCCAUAAAUACACACACACAUACACACACAUACAUCUUCAUCGUAGGUAGCGUCCAUGCUCCAGGCGUAUAUGUUGCCGAGCCUCUCAUUUCCAUCCUUGAUCUCGUAAAGCUAAUAAAAAGUAUUUUGUCGUCGUAGACUGUCGGACAAAAAGUGUGGAGGGUGUCCAACGUUGGGUAUCGCGGGAAUACAAAAUAGCCGCCGAUAUCAGCCUUUCCUCCGAUAUCGAGCAGGCGGUAGCCAAGAAUUUGAGUCUCUGAGCCAGGUUCUUCUGUCGUGUAUAGUAGUAGUAGUGAAGUGGGUUCUUUGUCCAUCAUGUCGUGUCGUUGUGAUAUGUCGUCGUCGUCUAUGCUUCAUCGUCAUGUUUGUUCAUCAUCAUCGUUAAUCCGUCUUGUACGUGACAUCGUGGCUUGACCGUCGAGCUUGCUGUUGUCGGGACUCGAGGUCAUUGUGCUCGCGAACCAGCUCCCUAAAUUGUCGAACAACAUCGGUUGGUAUCUGACUCCAAAGCAGGCUCCUGGUGUAGACUUCGGCCUUGUUGUUACUGCGAGCUUGAUCGUGCUCGAGGCUGGCCAAUGCCUCGGCGAGGACACGUCGUUGAGGCGGAGCAGUCUCUGGAUGCUGAUUGUACGUUUGGAUGUGCCCUUUUGCUAUCGAUGCAUACUGCAUCUGUGUCAGGGAGAAGGCUUGUUCAACCUGCUGCUGUUUUGUCGACGCCGUCAUGGCAUUGUGCAUGCGAUCGAGGCUGCUAGGUCUGCCAGACUGGGGAAGGCCCGAAGACACCGGCUCUUGAGCCCCUGCCAUCGCUCCCUGUGAACAGUCUGGGUCGACUAGAGAGCUCCCCUCCGAAAGCAGGCUAGUGAGCACAGCAGGUGCUGCCGCGCGAACAUCCGCUGGCAUCUGGGGCAGACCGUGGGGUUGCGAGGCGGGAGGUUUCGACGCGAUCCAGGCGCCGCACAGCAGAAGCAUAAACAGCAAGCCAGAUGCGACAGGUUGGUCGUUGACGGGUGGCGUAUUGCGCGGUGCAGAAUUGGGAAGAGUAGUACUCGGCAUCGGCUUCGUCUCAAUGUUGGGGGUCUUGUUCGGCUCCGGCUUGGGAUGGAAGGCGAAAUCGUCGGAGGAGCCGUUCUGGAGGUCGUUCACAAAAAUGAAAUUGUCCCAGUCGUGUGAACCCAUAUUCAGCGCCUCCAUUUCCGCAUUGAAGUCCGUGAAGCCGGUACUGCUUGGAGCAGCGGACAUGGCAGGUGCGGGACCCGCUUCGAUCUGCUCGGUCAGGAUCUGCACCUUCCUUCUCAACUGUGAAGCCUCCUCGUUGUGACGCAUCAUCAAUUCUCGCUUCUCGGAUUGCAUGCUAUCGAUCAUGCGCUGCGCUUCCGCUAGGCGUUGGUGUACAACUUGCCGAUCUCGCUCACGGACUUCACGCUCACGAGUGAAAUCGUUCAGCUGUGCUUCGAGCAUGGCGAUUUGCGUUGUGUAACCCUUUUCCUUGACCUCAAGGUCUUCGGUGUGCUUCUUCUUCCUCUGCCGCGAUGCAAGUGCUGCUUCGCGGUUGCGGAGAAGACGUUUCUGCUGCUUGAGCUCUUUGAGCGUGUCUUCGUCCGUGGUCUGCUCAAUGAGCUCAUCGAUCGUCUGGAUAUUGCGCUCUUGCGGAAUAUCGAUUCGACCAUUCUUCUUGCGAAUGCCAUCUCGCCGUUGAUAGUCCAGUAAGGCGCGAGGGGGGCUUGUCGGCCUCAUGCGCUUGGACAAAGGCCGAUUCUCCAUUUCCUGCUGCGCCAUGCCCAUCCAGUCUUGAUGUGAGUGGGGCGACAUGGGCGUCUGAACCUGGGGAGCUGGGAUGAAGUGUGGUUCCGGAUGUUGUGCAUUGAACUGCUGCGGCGGCGGCGGGCCAUGACUGAAGCUGCCAUGUGCACUGUCUGCGCGGCCGUGAACAUAGUGUGGCCCCGCCUCGAACGGGGGCGGUGGAGGCAUGAAAUCGACGCCAGUCGUCGGCGUGCAGUCUCCAGAAGCAUUCUCGAAAGGCCACUGUCCCGGCUGGGGUUGCGCCGGAAACCCCGAUUGCGAAUGGUGGUGAUGGUGUUGUGGUGGUGGUGGUUGUUGUUGCUGCCGCAUGAAGCCAGAUCCAUCAUCAUGAAAGGGAUGCGCAGCGCCAGCGGAUGCGCUGCUGUCGACAGCCAGACCGCCGGUGUAGUGUUGAUCCCACUGCGAGUCGGCGGGAGAGAGCACGCCAUGGGGAUUGUUGGCAAAAGAGUCCUUGCGGAACGAGGGAGCAUUCGGGCUCUGCAUGGCUGCGGGAUCCAGUAUAGCAGGAUCCAGCACAGCAGAGUCGUCGUCGACAAAAGCAGCAGAGUGUGGGUGGUACGUGUUUGCGUGGAAUUCCAUUUAGUAGGUGAGGCUUCUGGCGAGGCGGUGUAGCGCAGCAAAGCUUAUUCCGCUCUCUGCUCCAGCGGCGGCAGGAGUGGUCGGGCAACGGACUUUGCGUGUCGCAAGUUGCGCGCGUCGUGAGGAAGGUAGCCAGGGUCCGAGGUCUGGCUUGAACGAGCGGCGGCAGGAGCAACUCAGUACUGGUGGCAGGAGCAGUAGUGGGUAGUGGGCAGUAGUGGGCAGUGGGCAGUAGGCAGCGUGAGCGACAAUCAAUGCUGAAAGAAGGCAGGUCGAGGGUGGCGACGCGUAGGGAUGACCUUGUAGUCGUGGUGCUCCGCAGGCUAAAUAGAUGUAUGUAGCAUAGAACUACUCUGGUCAGGUCAGGUAGUAGUAGACAAUAACAACAACAAUAACAACGGUAGCAAGCAAGCAAGCAGCAGCAGCAACAGCAGCAGGACGGAGGCACUAGUUCUACUCCUGCUGCUCUCGCUCUCUGUCGAAGCAGGAAUAGGAUGCUGCUGCGUGACGGGACGAUGGGCCCGAUGGAGAGCGCACGCGAAGAGCGACAGUACCUACUGUCACCGCGACAGACACACUACCACCACUGUCCACUGUCCACUACUGCUGCAGUGAGCUACUCUCGGUGCCCAAGCGUGGAGGAGUUUCUUGAUUGGCCUGUUGGGCAGUGGUGCAUGCAAGCUAUGCAAGCUGCAGACGAUAGGACCGGAUCGAGGCCGUUUGCCUGCUGCGCGCCGUCACCGUGAGAGUGUCCGCUCCGUUGGGC
This is a messenger RNA of Sphaerulina musiva SO2202, 4294 nucleotides long. RefSeq lists its product as uncharacterized. The transcript is spliced from 6 exons. Lineage: Eukaryota; Fungi; Ascomycota; Dothideomycetes; Mycosphaerellales; Mycosphaerellaceae. The record is from RefSeq and is a predicted model, not a curated record. Gene Ontology annotation, molecular function: protein binding. Bases 1 to 1086 code for a protein of 361 amino acids.